AUGGCUGAUUCCCCCGCCGUCUUCGCUCCGGUUGACCCGAACGAGCAGCCCAUACUCGAGCGGCUGGUGACUAUACGGGAUGGUCUAGUGCUCAUUAAACAGGAUAAAUCUACAUACGUCAAGUCUCAUGAUGUUAUUCCCUUCUAUGACCAGGCCAUUGAGCAGGUACAGUUAUUGAAUCAGCUCCGCUCUGGCCGAAAGAUAGCUCAAAACAGAGUUGGGAAGAACAACGAGGCGCCGGCAGUGUAUUCCAUGGUUUCUACAAUUAAGCGUCUACUGGACCACCUUAAAGAGGCAGCAUUUUUCAGCCAGAAGGAUCUCGAUUCAAUAAGCGGAACACUCGAUGGCGUGGAAAGCAACAUCAAACGCGGACAAGAUACAUACUCGCCGCAUCUACUGAAGCUUUUAGAGACCCGGCUGGAGACCUGUCGUUCUCAGUUAGCAGAGUUGCAGCAUGAGCUUUCCUUACUCUCUCCCGAACUCACCCCAACACAUGAAACCCUCGUCUCCAUAUUAAGAUCUACCUCUGCGGCGAAUACACGAUCCAAGUUCUCGGCUUCGGAGGUACUUGGUUUCAAAGACCAGCUAAAUGGGAUCAAGUCAAAAAUGGUGGACGGCAAUUUUGUUGCUGCUGAUGGAUCCAUCCCGGCUGGUCAAGAACUAGUGAAAGGCCUUCUAGAAAAAUGCUUUAGAUGGUCCGAUAUCGUACUUGAACGACAAGGAAAAGUCAACGAAGAUUUCUUGAACUACUAUAAUCAACUUAUUGAGAUUAGGAAUCAACUUGAUCAGGUUAAGGAAUCAGGAGGCGUCUCGAAUGCCAGGGAGCUCUAUCCAUAUAGCAUGAAGCUCAACUCUAUCGACAACAUGCGAGUCGAAGGCAAGUUUUAUAUUGGUACCGAUCUCCCCGAGGGCCAAGGGGGCGUCAAUGAGCUUCUCGCAGAAUGUUAUGACCUCUGCUAUGACCUACGAGCGGAUGCUGAGGAGGCAACCCCGCCGCAGCCGUGA
Arthroderma uncinatum is the source of this 1005-nucleotide messenger RNA. RefSeq lists its product as uncharacterized. The transcript is spliced from 8 exons. The record is from RefSeq and is a predicted model, not a curated record. Gene Ontology annotation, cellular component: cytoplasm; nucleus. The coding region runs from base 1 to 1005 and encodes 334 amino acids. NCBI's taxonomy places the organism in Eukaryota, Fungi, Ascomycota, Eurotiomycetes, Onygenales, Arthrodermataceae.